AUGGCGACAACGCCGUUCUUCGCGCCAGUCAUCACGGAUGCACCAUCCGUUGACACCAUAACUCUGUCCGUCUCUUUCGCCGCUUCACCUGCCGCGUUUUCCGGUAGCGAAUCUCGCCAUCGAUUCCUCACCUGCUCUGCGCGCGCACGGAAAUUCGGUGCUGAGGAAGUUUCCGCCGAACGCUCUUCUCCUUCUGCCGACGCAAAAACAGCUGCAGAUGGGGAGAAUGUAGCUGAGAAUACGGCGGCGGGGGAUACGGAGAAGAAGCCGGAGGAUGCAGGGAAGAAAGCGGAGGAUGCAGGGAAGAAAGCGGAGGAUGUGGGGAAGAAGGCGCAGAAGUGGGGGAAGGAGCUGGAGAAACGCUUGCACCGGUUACGGGAAGAAAUGGCGGAAGUGGAUGGGGGGAAGGGCGUCAACGCCUUAAUCAUCCCGUCAGAAGCCCCGCACCAGAGCGAGUACAUGGCGCCGUGCUUCGAGCGCCGCACGUUCAUCUCGGGCUUCACGGGCUCCGCGGGCACGGCGAUGGUCACGCGCGAGCACGCGCUGCUGUGGACGAACGGGCGCUACUUCCUGCAGGCGGAGCAGCAGCUUCCGCCGGGCUGGGACCUCAUGCGCGUGGGCAUGCGCGGCGUGCCCUCCGUCGCGGACUGGCUGGCGGAAGCUCUCCCCGCGGGCAGCCGAGUGGGGGUGGACCCGGUAAGUGGAAUGGAGGAUGGGAAAAAGGGGCGAGUGGGGGUGGACCCGUUUGUGCACUCGGCGGACAAAGUGAGGGGCCUGGCGGUCACGCUUGCAGUGUGCGUAUGUGUUCAUCCUUCCCCCUCUUCUCUCCCUCCCCCCUCCCUCUUUCGCCUUCAGUUUGUGCAUUCGGCUGACAACCGCCCCCCACCCCCAUCAGCGCCCAUGUGGGUGCACCCGAUCGAGUUCGCGGGGCAGACGGGACCUCCACCCCCAUUAGCGCCCAUGAGGGUGCACCCGAUCGAGUUCGCGGGGCAGACGGUGAGGGCGAAGCUCUUUCCAAUUCAGGUACUUCUCUCUCCUGUCUCAGAGCAGAGGCUCUUCCCUUCUCAUUUCAACCAUCUCCAUAUGGCGCAUUUGGGCGCGGUGCAUUUGACUUCGGUGCAGUCGAGUGCGGUGCAUUUGAGUGGUGAUGAGGUUUAG
Closterium sp. NIES-65 is the source of this 1158-nucleotide messenger RNA. The record is from the annotation of a GenBank genome assembly. Lineage: Eukaryota; Viridiplantae; Streptophyta; Zygnematophyceae; Desmidiales; Closteriaceae.